UAUCAAUGUAAAACUUUCUCCCUCAUGGAGUUUGUGGAGUAUAUCAAAUCGCCGCGCAUUGAAAAGGUUUCUCUGAGGCGAAGAGGGCGUGCUUACUUGGAGGGUACAUUGUGCGUGACAGGUCAUCACUUGAUCUUUUCUUCUCGGACAGAGCACAGGGAUGAGCUGAUUCUUUUGCACUCAGCAGUGGAGCAUGUUGAGAAGAAAGCAAGAGGUCAACAUGGAACACUUACCAUCUGUUGUAAGAACUUUGACUUGGUGAAACUGAAGUUUAACAACAUUGAAGAGGCAUUGAAUGUGGCAUCAUCUAUUGAAGUACUUUCAACAAUCGAAAAUACAAAUUUGAGGUAUCCUUUCUUUUACCGACACCUAAGAGUUAUUGAAGAAGAUGGCUGGGAUCUGUUCAGUACAGAGAUGGAAUUCUCCAAACUCUGUGCUAUUACUCAGGGCUGGAGAAUAAGUCAUGUGAACAGUAAUUAUGAGUUGUGCCCUAGCUAUCCAGCCAGUGUUAUUGUACCAGUGAAAAUUUCUGAUGACACUCUGAAAGCAUCAGCUCAAUUCAGACAUGCUGGAAGGUUUCCAGUCCUAAGCUAUUAUCAUAAAAGAAAUGGAGUUGUACUAUUGCGAUGUGGCCAGCCAUUGACUGCUAUAGGAAGUAAAAGAAGUCGAGAAGACGAGAAAUUGAUAAAUGAUACUCUUGGAGGUGCCUCCAAGGGAUUCAUUAUCGACACCAGAUCACAAGCUGCGGCCAUGAACAGCAGGAGUAAAGGUGGAGGGGUAGAGCCAGAGUCUCAUUAUCCUCAGUGGAAAAGAGUUCAUCAGAAUAUUGAGAGAUUUCCAGCACUUAAUGAUAGCAUUGCAAAACUUGCUGAAGCCAGUUUAGAUCCAGAACUCAGCAUGAAUGCAUGGCUGUCUAAACUGGAGUCAAGUUCUUGGUUGGAUUAUGUUCAGAGUGUGUUAUCCACAGCUUGUUUUGUUGCUCAGUGCUUGGACACACAAGGAACAACUGUGUUAGUACACGGUGAUGCUGGAACAGAUGCCACAUUGCAAGUAACAUCACUGGCACAGGUUCUCUUGGAUCCUAUGUGCAGAACAACCAAAGGGUUUGAGGGGCUGAUUGAUAGAGAGUGGUUGCGUGGUGGCCAUCCAUUUGCUGAGCGCUGUGUGAAAGUGGGUGUGUCUCCAGUUAGAUACAAGGGACAGGGAGCAGUUUUUCUUCUCUUCCUUGACUGUGUUUGGCAGAUUUACCAGCAGUUCCCAUGCUCUUUUGAGUUCAAUGACCGUUUCCUUAUCACGCUGUUUGAGCAUGCGUACUACUCACAGUUCGGGACGUUCCUGUGCAACAACGAAGGAGAGAGGAAAACAGCGAAGUUAAAAUCUAAGACGAUUUCUUUAUGGUCAUAUCUUAACCAGCAAGAUAUUCUGAAGCCGCUGUUAAAUCCCAUGUAUGAACCUAACAACUCUGUUUUGUGGCCUUCUGUGGCAUCGCAAAGUCUGGUAUUGUGGCCGGGCUUAUUUCUCAAAUGGAGAGAAUCCAACAAGAAUGAAGAUAUCUUAUGGGAUGAAGUACGCAGGAUACAAGAGAUUAACACGGACUUAAAAAGCAAAGCUAUAUCACUAAGGAGAGAAUACGCGGAACUUCAAGCUAAAGUUCUGGAGGAAAGACGAAAAUGGCAAGAAGAGCAAGAAAAGAGAGAAAAACAAGGAUCGUGAAAAUAGGGAGCUAAAAAAUAGGUAGGAUUGCUAGUGGUACAGUACUGCAGACCCUCAUUUGGGACAGUGUAGAGUUAGUAUUGGGCUUUGUUACACUGGACUUUAUUAUGAAGAAAGUAGCUAGCACUGAGAUAGAGAAAUACGUAAAGAAAGAAUGUCCAGUUCCCUCAUGAGUCGCGACUGCUAGUGGUAUUCAACAAGUCCAGGACAUCCGUGUAGGCGUGUCUCAAAGAUUUAACUGGGCAUUGAUCGCCAGAUAUCAGAACUGUACCGUGAAUGCCCAGAUCACAAAGAAAGAAAUACAACCUUCGCUAGUCGGUGUUAUACCACGUUAAUGCACUUGUAAUUCGACAGCUUUGGCGGCAAGCUUUGUAACAAUUUGCACAUUUGAAACGAUUGUUAUGUAGUGGUAUGAAUUGCAGCAUAUACGUACAUCUAUAGUUGAAGUUGUAUUCGGUUUGCAAUAAAACGUAACAGAACUUGGAUAAUCCAAGUGGGAAAAUGAGUACACUUAAUUUAGAGAUAUAAAUGUAAAAAG
Orbicella faveolata is the source of this 2251-nucleotide messenger RNA. Its product is annotated as myotubularin-related protein 9-like. Lineage: Eukaryota; Metazoa; Cnidaria; Anthozoa; Scleractinia; Merulinidae. The record is from RefSeq and is a predicted model, not a curated record. Gene Ontology annotation, molecular function: protein phosphatase binding; phosphatidylinositol-3-phosphate phosphatase activity; phosphatidylinositol-3,5-bisphosphate phosphatase activity. Gene Ontology annotation, cellular component: cytoplasm. Gene Ontology annotation, biological process: phosphatidylinositol dephosphorylation; negative regulation of autophagy.